AUGUCGUUUUCACAUUCGUGUCGUCGUUUUCUUUUCCGUCUUUCUUUAGUCGAUAUCAGUUAUAGAGUUUUUUUUUUCUUUUUUGUAUCUCGAGUCCUUUUCUUUCCAAAUUUUUCUUUCUAUCUUUCUUUCUUUCGUUAUUUCUUUCUCUGCUUUAUAUCUCACUGUUCUUACUCCCUCGCUAACUCUCUCUUCUUUCGUUUUAUUUACACUCCCUUAUCCACGGUCUAUCUAGGCCACACUGUACCGUGUAAUCUAUUUCUAAACUCGGAUUCGCUGCUUUCUUUUCGUUCUUUCACUUUCUUUUAUUCAUACGAUCUUAAUUCUGUUUCUUCUUCUUAUAUCUUUCUUCUUUUUUUCUUUUUUUUAGUCCUUGUACAUAGCGAUUUAGUUUCCUUUCGUUUUCUUUUUUUCUUUUUUUUUUUAAAACUAUAUAUGUAUCUAUAUCAAUCUAUCGCCGAAAUUAACGUAAAUCCUUUCCUCAUCUCCGCUUCUUCUUCUUCUUCUUCUUCUUCUUCUUCCCGAUUGCUCUCUUUCUUUCUUUCGUUCUCUUUCCUUCCUUUCUUCAUUCCUUCCUUCCUUUCAAUAUCUCUCUAUUUUUUUUCUUUCGGUGUAACCAAAGAAAAGGUUACCUCUUUCUAUUUCUCCUCUUCUUUUUAA
Acanthosepion pharaonis is the source of this 660-nucleotide messenger RNA. Lineage: Eukaryota; Metazoa; Mollusca; Cephalopoda; Sepiida; Sepiidae. The record is from the annotation of a GenBank genome assembly.